Molecule: messenger RNA, 1814 nt
Organism: Postia placenta MAD-698-R-SB12
Lineage: Eukaryota; Fungi; Basidiomycota; Agaricomycetes; Polyporales; Adustoporiaceae
Exons: 8
Coding region: 6-1646 (546 amino acids)
Molecular function (GO): acid phosphatase activity
Source: RefSeq, a predicted model, not a curated record
CCAGAAUGGUCGCUGCAUCGCUCCUUCUCUUAGGCGCUGCCCCCCUCGCCGCUGCUUACUCCUGGGCCGCUCCGUCUGCGUCUUCCUUUGCGGGCGCAACGAGCGCGGACGUCUUUCCGCCCCCCGGCGCGACAAUUACAACGGACGAGACGUACUUUCCUGAUGCUGAGCAGGUUGGCUUCGCCGGUCCCACGCCUACUGGCGCAGAGCCUGAGGCCAUUCAGACAGCUCCAGCCGCGCCCAUCAAAACGGAUACCUACCCACUGAUCGACCCGUACACAAUCCCCGGAUUCAGCCCUCUGCGCUAUUGGGGAAAUCUCUCUCCAUGGUUCUCGGUUGGAGGCGCAUUUGGUCUUCCGGACACGUCACCCCAGAUUCCAGUCGGCUGCGAGCUCACGCAAGUGCAUAUUCUGCAACGCCACGGCGCACGAUACCCCUCGGAUGAAGGCUCGAAUGUACUGGCGGGCGCACUGCAGGCUGCGGUCGUCAAUGGCACCGGCUUCACUGCGAAGGGACCCCUGGAGUUCUUGAAUACAUGGACAUAUAAACUCGGUGCCGAGAUCCUGACACCGUUUGGCAGGCAGCAGCUGUAUGAUCUUGGAGUGGCUGCGAGGGUGAAGUAUGGAGAGCUUCUGAAUGGAUUCACGUCGCUUCCUGUGUUCCGGACGACGUCUGAAUCCCGGAUGGUUCAAUCUGCCCUUAAUUGGGCCGCAGGCUUCUUCGGUGUGGAGGUUUACGAGUCGUCGUACCACCAGGUCAUCAUCAUCGAGGAAGAGAAUUAUAACAACACCCUUGCGCCGUGGAAUGCAUGCAACAACGCGAACGGCCCGAUUUACGAGAUGGGCAGCUGGUACCAGGGCAACUGGACUGACGUUUACCUCAAGGAUACUGUAAAGCGCCUGCAGCGCGACCUCAUCGGAGUCGAGCUUAACACCGAUAUCGUAUAUGCGAUGCAGGAGAUGUGUGCGUACGAGACCGUGUCAAUUGGGUAUUCGCGAUUCUGCGACCUGUUCACGGAGGAAGAAUGGAAGGGCUUCGAGUACAGCAUCGAUGUGAACUUCUGGUACGGCGACGGCCCGGGUAACCCCACGGGUGCAGCGCAGGGCAUCGGUUACGUGCAGGAGCUGGUCGCGCGCUUGACGAAGACUCCCCUCACUGUCUUCGACACGACGACGAACGGCACGCUCGACGGGAACAACAUCACGUUCCCCCUCAACCAGCCGAUUUACAUGGACGCGACGCACGACACAGUCAUCGCCAGCAUUGCUACCGCGAUGAACUUCACCACGAUGACGGCGGGCGGACCUCUUCCUGUGGACCACAUUCCCCUUGACAAUACAUACCACGUCCAGUACAUCGCGCCGUUCGCGUCGCACAUGGAGGGGCAGGUCAUGACGUGCCCGACGUCGAGCGCGCCCUCGGCCCCGAAGGAGACGUACAUCCGGUUCGUGCUGAACGACGGCGUGGUGCCGCUCACAGGCAUCGCGCACUGCGCGACGCCGAACAAGGACGGGCUGUGCCGCCUCGACGACUUCGUCGCGGGGAUGAAGCAGCGCAUCGAGGAGGUCGACUUCCUGUACGACUGCUUUGCAGAUUACCCGGUGCCGUACCCGGACCUGCUGACGAACGGGCGGGAGAAGCUCUGAGUGGAGGAGGAACGCGGGGAGAGGCGUUUGUGGGCGAGCAUGGUGCCAAAAUCACACGCGUUCAGGACUGUAGGACACGAGCACAUGACGCAUAUGGUGUACAAAAUUAAUCGUGUAAUAUGUGUUGUCUCGCCGGACAGCACCACGAGGAGUCGAUCAUGCACCAAU